AUGGCGGCCUCCUCUCCAAGACGCGUGCCCAUAACACCAACCUCUACGGCCCAACCAGGAGCACCAUCGAAAGGCCGCACAAGCAAACCGAGCGCGAAGGUACUGGAAGCCCGGCAGUCGCUAAGGCCACGAACCGCCACACGACGAUCAGCGCAGACCGAAGAGCACACCAUCGAUGUGCAAGCUACUCAGCAAACCGCCCGUCCAACCACCCAGCCAGCCGCACCGCAGGCACCACAGCAUGAACUGUCCCCAUCCUCAACGGCAGCAAGGCCUGGUCUUCCUGAACGCGAAGGAGGAGAUGAUUGUUCUAACGAAUUGGGCCGGCUCAUUGCUAGUCUCACCCAGACGAUAGCACAGCAGAGCCGUAUCAUCACCAGUCAGAGCAGCAUCGUUGAGAGUGUCCGGAAUGAUCUCGCGGACAUCAAGUCGGAACAACAGCGCUUUCAAAAUCACGGAGGAGCGGAAGGGCCAAGGACGACUUCCUCGCGCACGACAAGCGGUGGCAAUGCGAACCAGGAACAUCGCCAAUUAGUGAUUGAUGUCAGCCGGGUGGAGGAACAGACGGCAGAGAAGGUGACCACGACGGAUGCAGCCAAACAAAUCAUCGAGCAAGGCAUGCGAAAUGCUGAGAGGCUCACUAGAGCUAUAAUCAAGAACUUCCGCGUAUAA
Molecule: messenger RNA, 672 nt
Organism: Lindgomyces ingoldianus
Lineage: Eukaryota; Fungi; Ascomycota; Dothideomycetes; Pleosporales; Lindgomycetaceae
Exons: 2
Coding region: 1-672 (223 amino acids)
Source: RefSeq, a predicted model, not a curated record